Messenger RNA from Diceros bicornis minor, 936 nucleotides. Its product is annotated as olfactory receptor 8S1-like. Gene Ontology annotation, cellular component: membrane. The record is from RefSeq and is a predicted model, not a curated record. NCBI's taxonomy places the organism in Eukaryota, Metazoa, Chordata, Mammalia, Perissodactyla, Rhinocerotidae. Gene Ontology annotation, biological process: G protein-coupled receptor signaling pathway. Gene Ontology annotation, molecular function: olfactory receptor activity; G protein-coupled receptor activity.
AUGGACUUGGGGAACCACAGCACCAUCACAGAGUUCACCCUCCUUGGACUGUCUGCCAACCCCCACAUCCAGGCUCUGUUCUUCGUGUUGUUCCUGGAUAUUUACCUUCUGACAAUCGUGGGGAAUCUGAUGAUGCUGCUGGUGAUCAAGGCUGAUGCUCAUCUCCACACACCCAUGUACUUCUUCCUGAGUCACCUCUCUUUCCUGGAUCUUUGUUUAUCUUCAGUCACCAUGCCCAAGAUGCUGAAGGACCUCCUAUCUGUGAUAAAAACCAUCUCAGUAAGGGGCUGCCUGGCACAAGGCUUCUUUGUGUUUAUCUCUGCUGGGACUGAGGGCUUUCUGCUCUCAGUGAUGGCCUAUGACUGCUAUGCUGCCGUCUGCCACCCUUUGCUCUAUGGACAGAUGAUGAGAAAACAGCUGUGUUUGCAGCUAGUGUGGGGCUCAUGGGGCUUGGGUUUUUUGAACGCUUUUAUCAACAUCCUCCUAGCUGCCAACUUGAGCUUCUGUGAGAACCAUAUCAUCAGCCACUAUAGCUGUGAGGUGCCCUCUCUCUUCCCUCUGUCCUGCUCUGAUGUUUCUACCAACUUCAUAGUCUUGCUCUGCUCCAGCCUUCUACAUGGGCUUGGAACCUUCUUCCCAAUCACCUCAUCCUAUGCCUACAUUGUCUCCACCCUUCUGAGCAUCAGCUCCACCACAGGCAGAAGCAAGGCCUUCUCCACUUGCUCCUCCCACAUCAUUGUGGUGAGCUUCUUCUUUGGAUCUGCUUUUCUCCGCUAUCUCAUGCCAACCUCAGGAUCCCCCCUGGAAUUGAUCUUCUCUGUGCAGUACAGCAUGGUUACUCCCAUGCUGAAUCCUCUCAUCUACAGCCUGAAGAAUAAGAAGGUGAAAGCAGCUGUGAGAAGAACACUGGGAAAGUACUUACCGUGUUACUGGUAG